UUCUCGACUCUCUUGGAAUGAUUCUCGCUCUCUUUCAUCAUCUCAAUAGUGUCGUAUCUUUUCCUCUCCAAAUUCCGUCAUUUGCCACCAUAACUCAAAUUUCUCUUCGUUGUCUCUUUCUCUUCUUUAAGUUACUUUCCGUCUUUCCCGGCUCUCUUGUAUUUAUUUCCCUCUAUAAAUAACCGCUUCGAGCACUGUCCAUGGCAACCCAUUACACAUCUCCUCAACUUCUCUCUCCAUUUCCGGCCGCUUGAGUCGUAUUUGUUUGUCAUGACGAAGGAGUGGGUAUCAAUGGAAGUUGUCAACAAUGAUGAUGGGUCGUCGUCAUUGAAGCAAAAGAAGGUGCAGAGGCUGAGAUGUUCGGUUCAGAACUACGAUUGGGGGAAAAUUGGCGAGGAUUCGCAAGUCGCAAGGCUGUACGCGUGGAAUUCCGGGUCAGAGAUUGACCCAGACAAGCCUUACGCGGAACUUUGGAUGGGGACCCACGAGUCCGGGUCGUCUUAUCUCGUGCCGCGGCACGGCGAUGGAGAAAUUGUGAGUCUCAAGUCCUGGAUUUCCAAGAAUCCGAAUGUGCUUGGUGAGAGAGUUCUGGACAAGUGGGGUUCCGAUCUCCCUUUCUUGUUCAAGGUUCUUUCAGUGGAGGAAGCAUUGUCGAUACAGGCUCACCCAGAUAAGGAAUCGGCAAAGACUCUGCACAAGCUGCUGCCAAAUGUUUAUAAGGAUGGAAAUCACAAGCCAGAAAUGGCUUUGGCAAUAACAGAGUUUGAGGCCCUUUGUGGUUUCAUAAGUCUCGAGGAGCUCAAGGUUGUUCUUCACAAUGUUCCUGAGAUUGUAAAGUUGGUUGGGAAUGCAGAUGCUAACCAACUCUUGCAUAUGAACAAGCAAGAUGGGGAGAAAGUUAAAAAUGUUUUGCGAUCAGCUUUUACCCAACUCAUGUCAGCUGAUAAAGAGAUGACAACAAAAGCAAUAUCCAAGAUGAAAAUUCGCCUGCACAGGGAAAGUCAGUUAAGGCAGUUAACUGACAAGGAACAGUUGGUGCUGAAGUUAGAAAAGCAGUAUCCUGCUGAUAUUGGUGUGAUAUCAGCAUUCUUUUUCAAUUAUGUGAAGCUUAAUCCUGGCGAAGCAUUGUAUCUUGGGGCAAAUGAACUGCACGCUUAUAUAUCUGGAGAGUGCAUUGAAUGCAUGGCAACAUCAGACAAUGUUGUGAGAGCUGGCCUCACUCCCAAGCACCGGGAUAUCCAAACCCUUUGUUCCAUGCUUACGUAUAAACAGGGCUUCCCUGAGAUACUGCAAGGCUUUCCUUUGAGUCCAUACAUAACAAGAUACCUUCCGCCUUUCGAUGAAUUUGAGGUUGAUAGGUGUGUUCUUCACAUGGGAGCGUCAACAGUGUUUCCCGCUAUCCCUGGACCUUCCAUUUUCUUGGUCGUAGGAGGGGAAGGAACAAUGAAAGGAGUGGUAUCAAAGGAAGUAGUUUGUGAAGGGGACGUUUUAUUUGUGCCUGCGAAUGUUGAGAUUACCUUGACAGCCGCGGCAGAGUUGCACCUGUAUAGAGCAGGAGUGAAUAGCAGGUUUUUUCAAACCUUGCGAGUUGGAAUGUAGCAGCAGCGUCUUACCAAAAGUACAUAUUGUUGGCUGAUCAGCUUGUAUUUUUUAUUGCUUUAAUAUUUAUUUAUUUUUUGUACAAUAAUUUAAUAUUUACCAAAGUUCCACCUACUUUGCAUUU
Messenger RNA from Tripterygium wilfordii, 1723 nucleotides. Its product is annotated as mannose-6-phosphate isomerase 1-like. The record is from RefSeq and is a predicted model, not a curated record. NCBI's taxonomy places the organism in Eukaryota, Viridiplantae, Streptophyta, Magnoliopsida, Celastrales, Celastraceae. The transcript is spliced from 5 exons. Gene Ontology annotation, cellular component: cytosol. Bases 271 to 1599 code for a protein of 442 amino acids. Gene Ontology annotation, molecular function: zinc ion binding; mannose-6-phosphate isomerase activity. Gene Ontology annotation, biological process: GDP-mannose biosynthetic process; carbohydrate metabolic process.